This is a messenger RNA of Thermothelomyces thermophilus ATCC 42464, 1805 nucleotides long. Its product is annotated as glycosyltransferase family 4 protein. The transcript has 2 exons. The record is from RefSeq and is a predicted model, not a curated record. Lineage: Eukaryota; Fungi; Ascomycota; Sordariomycetes; Sordariales; Chaetomiaceae. The coding region runs from base 136 to 1644 and encodes 502 amino acids. Gene Ontology annotation, molecular function: alpha-1,3-mannosyltransferase activity; GDP-Man:Man(1)GlcNAc(2)-PP-Dol alpha-1,3-mannosyltransferase activity.
UUGAACGAUUGGAUGGAUCGGCCUUCUGACCACACCUCUGCAUCAGACCGUUUGUAAAAGAAUAUCAAGCGUAUCAAACCAAACAUCCUGCGGGCAAGCUUUGCUCGACACGCGGGCUUCUUCUUCGGUCCAAAGAUGGCCGGCGACAAGCGACGCAGCAAGACAAUAGUGUUUCUGCACCCGGAUCUGGGGAUAGGAGGCGCCGAGCGGCUGGUGAUCGAUGCGGCCGUAGGGCUGCAGAAGCGCGGGCACAAGGUGGUCAUCUUCACGAGCCACUGCGACCCGGCGCACUGCUUCGACGAGGCCCGCGAUGGCACCCUCGACGUGCGCGUGCGCGGCAACACCCUCGUCCCGCCCACCAUCCUCGGCCGCUUCGCCAUCCUCUGCGCCAUCCUCCGCCAGCUGCACCUGAUCCUGCAGGUCGCCGUCCUCACCCGCGAGCUCGCCGCCCUCGCCCCCGACGCCUUCUUCGUCGACCAGCUCAGCGCCGGCCUGCCCCUCCUCAAGCUCGCCUCCCCCGGCCCCGGCCGCGCCCCCGUCUUCUUCUACUGCCACUUCCCGGACCUGCUCCUCGCCCGCGGCCGCGCCCGCCUGUGGAAGCGCCUCUACCGCCUCCCCUUUGACGCCCUCGAGCGCUGGAGCAUGGGCUUCGCCGACGCCAUCGCCGUAAACUCCGACUUCACGCGCCGCGUCGUCGCCCGCACCUGGCCCGGCCUCGCCCGCACCCGCCAGCUGCACAUCGUCUACCCGUGCAUCGAUACGACCGCCGUCGGCGGCGCGCGAGGGAGGGGCAAGGAGGAGGAGGAGGCGGAGGAGAAGGAGGGGAAGAAGGGGAAGAAGGGGAGGGAGAAGGAACAGGAACAGGUGGUAGAGGUUGAGCCGCUGCCGUGGAAGCAGGACGGCGUGGUGCUGUCCAUCAACCGCUUCGAGCGCAAGAAGGACGUGGCGCUGGCGAUCCGCGCCUUCGCCCUGCUCCCCGCCGAGCGGCGGCGCGGGGCCAAGCUGGUGGUCGCGGGCGGCUACGACAGCCGGGUGGCCGAGAACGUGUCGUACCACGCCGAGCUGGCCGCCCUGGCCGACCGGCUGGGGCUCCGCCACGCCACGGCCAAGACGCUCGUCUCGGCCCUCCACGUCGCCCCCGCCGUCGACGUCCUGUUCCUGCUCAGCGUCCCCGGCCUGCUCAAGGAGAUGCUGCUGCGCUCCGCCAGGCUGCUGGUCUACACGCCCAGCAACGAGCACUUCGGCAUCGUCCCGCUCGAGGCCAUGCUGAGGGGCGUGCCCGUGCUGGCGGCCGACAGCGGCGGGCCCCGCGAGACCGUCGUCGACGGCGUGACCGGCUGGCUGAGGGAUCCGGAGAGGCCGGAGGAGUGGUCCGCCGUCAUGGAUCGCGUGCUCAACGACAUGCCCGAGCAGGAGCUGCAGCGCAUGGGGAGGGCCGGGGUCGAGCGGGUGAAGAGCAAGUUUGCCGAGGCGCAGAUGGCCGAGCGGCUCGAGGACAUCUUUGACGGCAUGGAGAAGACGUCGCAGGGACCAUCCGGGGCAUCGCUCUUCAUGAUGACGGCCAUGGCCGGGCUGGUGGCAGCCGUUGGGCUCGGGUCCUCCGCCUUCUUGGCCGGGAGGAUAGGUGGCAUUUCGUUUGCGUAGAUUCGAUUUCUUUUUUCUUUUCUUUUCCUUUCUUUUUUUUUUUUAGAAUAUUACUUACGACGACCGGGGAAGUAUCCCGUACCUAAUAAAAGCAAUCCCGUUUCAAUCUGCUUGUUGAGUUCUCGCUUUGUGUAUGUUCGAACACCCAGAAGCGAGGUCCU